CAGGACGUUGCCGAGUGCUGGACACGAGUGCUGCGGCUGCUGCGGGAGACGCUGCAGGUCGAAGAUCCGGCCUGGGCGGACCCGGAAGUGUGGGUGGACGGAGAUGGAAAGUUGAACUUCGUCGAACAGUUCUUCGGGGUGAAGGUGGACAAGAAGAAAUAUCCUUUCGUCACCCGCAUCGCGAUCACCACCAUUUGCCGUGGGCGGUAGUCGUGUGGCAUCCCACUCACUGAUGGGACAGUCGGUGCCGUUCACAACCCUUGACCGUGACGUCGGUAGGACGCAGCAUUCGCUGGAGAAUGGAAAGAGCAGAGAGAGUGGAGAGACCCGGUACAAUGGAAGUACCCAGAACAAUGGAGAGACCCGGGACAAUGGAGAGACCCGGAAAAAUGGAGAAACCCAGAACAAUGGAGAGACCCAGAACAAUGGAGAGACCCAAAACAAUGGAGAGACCCGGGACAAUGGAGUGACCCAGAACAACGGAGAUACCGCGGAGAGAGGGGAGACCCAGAGAAAGAGAGAAACUCAGGGAAAUAAUGAAGUCCCAGAGAAUGGAAAGACACAAGAAGUCAAAGGGACCGAGAGAAACGGAGAGAGCCGGCACAAUGGAGAGACCCAGGAGACGGGGGAGACCCGGGUGUCUCUCAUCGAGCUCCGCCGUGCGACAAGCGACUCGGGCUCCGCGCUGGGCUUCUCGGCUUGCUUGGCACUGGUGGGUGAGCGGCAGGGUUGCCACCUGGCGGGUGAGCGGCAGGGUUGCCACCUGGUAGGUGAGCGGCAUGGUUGCCACCUGGUGGGUGAGCGGCAGGGUUGCCACCUGGUAGGUGAGCGGCAGGGUUACCACCUGGUGGGUGAGCGGCAGGGUUACCACCUAGUGGGUGAGCGGCAGGGUUGCCACCUGGUGGGUGAGCGGCAGGGUUACCACCUGGUAGGUGAGCGGCAGGGUUACCACCUGGUGGGUGAGCGGCAGGGUUGUCACCUGGUGGGUGAGCGGCAGGGUUGUCACCUGUCCUGGUUUCCCAGGGAUCGAUCCUCUUGUUGUGGCAGGAAGCCGUCCUGGCACGUCUAUAAAAGUCUUCCCUCAACACUGAAGGUCCUGGUUUUGUCAGCCGUGUAAUAAUUGUUUAAUCUCUCACUCGAUAUUUUCCAAAACACUGCCAUGCCGGCUUGGAGUAGGGAUUGUCAGCGUAAGGCACUACCACUAGAAAGUAAGCCUAUGCAUAAUAAUCCUAUAUCAUCGUACGCCAUAUUCUGCCGCGAUAUCCCUAAAAUGUAUAGUUUAUUGAUAUCAGAGAAAUACAUUGCAUGUUUUAGUUAUAUAAAUGUAGGAGCCCUCUAUUAAAAGCUUGACAUUUUGGUACCACCACCCCCUUGGGAGGUUUCUAGAUCCACCUCCGUCUGACCACCGUGCCCUCUGACCCACAGGCCGGGGUGGUCCGCCUCCCCGCGUACUUGGGCGUCCACGUGUCUCGCUCCCCUGGCGACGACGCUCACCUCCAGGUGUGUCCCAGACAUCUUUGGCCGUGCCGGCCCCGCCCUGGGAUGUGCAGCAAGUGUUAAGAGUUUUCUUGUUGCUCUGUCCACCCCACCCCUAACGUUAUGAUCCCGACCGUGCUCUCGGUGUCUCGCCGUCGCCACGUAGAAUCCGUUCGGGUCCAGCUGAGGUUUCGCAGUCUGGGGCGGGGGCGAGGGGGGGAUGAUCGCAAAUUCAUGCCAUCUCAAAUUUAGUGAUUUAGCGGUGUCGUUUUUCGAAAUUGGCAGUGGUUGGACCGUGACUCCGGCACACGAUGACCGGGUCAAUUCGACUGACGUCACGGGAUCUUUAAUGUCGUCUGUGAAGCGGACGAUGAGCAGUAGGGGUUGUUUUUGUUGUUGUUUAUAAUCAACCAGGGCGGCCUGCCAGAAUGGAAGCGUGAACCUCUGCGAGGGUGGUCCAACAUCGCCGCCCUGAAAUAAUUUGCUUGUCUCGACCUCCCGGGGUGCGGGUUGCGGGGGGUUUCUGUUUUUCAGGAGGCGGCCUUCCCACUGAGGGUGGACGCGCUGCAGCUGUGCAGCCCGGCGUUACGCGAGCGGCUGAAGCCCGGCAGGAGGCGCCUCCAGGAGAUGGAACGCAGACGCCGCAAGCACGGCGAGCAGGACAGAUCCUGGGGCAGCACGGCCUCGAAUGACGACGAUGAUGAGGGUCACGAUGGAUCCGAGUGCUCCUUUGAUGACGACGUGGGCUCCAACAACAGCGGCUACUACGACCUCCGCGCGGUCGUAUCGUGGACGAGGCCCCGUUGGGAGGAGGAUGGGGAUGGCCAUUAUGUGUCCUGGCUGCACUGGGAUGCAGGCCACUGGUGGAAAUGCGACGACGAGAUUGUGACGAGGGUGACCUCCGAAGAGGUCCUGUCGCUGCGCGCCGGGCGAGGAGGAGGUAGUGGCGGUGCGGCGUGCUUGCUGCUGUACGGCCCGCCAGGGUCCGCCUCGCCGGGGUCCGCCUCGCCGGGGUCCGCCUCGCCGGGGUCCGCCUCGCCGGGGUCCGCCUCGCCGGGGUCCGCCUCGCCGGGGUCCGCCUCGCCGGGGUCCGCCUCGCCGGGGUCCGCCUCGCCGGGGUCCGCCUCGCCGGGGUCCGCCUCGCCGGGGUCCGCCUCGCCGGGGUCCGCCUCGCCGGGGUCCGCCUCGCCGGGGUCCGCCUCGCCGGGGUCCGCCUCGCCGGGGUCCGCCUCGCCGGGGUCCGCCUCGCCGGGGUCCGCCUCGCCGGGGUCCGCCUCGCCGGGGUCCGCCUCGCCGGGGUCCGCCUCGCCGGGGUCCGCCUCGCCGGGGUCCGCCUCGCCGGGGUCCGCCUCGCCGGGGUCCGCCUCGCCGGGGUCCGCCUCGCCGGGGUCCGCCUCGCCGGGGUCCGCCUCGCCGGGGUCCGCCUCGCCGGGGUCCGCCUCGCCGGGGUCCGCCUCGCCGGGGUCCGCCUCGCCGGGGUCCGCCUCGCCGGGGUCCGCCUCGCCGGAGUCCGCCUCGCCGGGGUCCGCCUCGUGGCUCACGUAG
Petromyzon marinus (sea lamprey) is the source of this 3021-nucleotide messenger RNA. NCBI's taxonomy places the organism in Eukaryota, Metazoa, Chordata, Hyperoartia, Petromyzontiformes, Petromyzontidae. The record is from RefSeq and is a predicted model, not a curated record.